Molecule: messenger RNA, 1901 nt
Organism: Lycium barbarum (goji berry)
Lineage: Eukaryota; Viridiplantae; Streptophyta; Magnoliopsida; Solanales; Solanaceae
Product: AAA-ATPase At4g25835-like
Exons: 1
Coding region: 161-1708 (515 amino acids)
Molecular function (GO): ATP binding; ATP hydrolysis activity
Source: RefSeq, a predicted model, not a curated record
AGCUCUCAAACAGUCACUUUGGUUUCCUUUUUAGCAUAAUUAUAUUCACAAAUCACACCCCCCAGUAAUUAGCUCCCAACAUUUCCCCUUACAUAACUCCACAAACUUCAUCUCCAUUUCUUCGUAUCUUCUUCCAAUAUUUCCCAAACCUUUGUCAAACAUGGAGAUAUUGUCACAAAUCUGGUCAUUCUUAGGCCUUCUAACAGUUCUCCAAAACGUUUUGCCCACUCAGCUUGUAUCCUUGCUUCACUCUUUCUAUGAAUCUAUCCAAGAUUUCAUUAGCCCUUAUUCCUACUUCGAAAUCCCCGAAUUCAACGGCUAUUGUGGAGUUGACGUUAACGAUCUUUAUCGACACGUAAACCUUUACUUGAACUCCAUAAACUCCUCUUCCACUUGCCGUCGUCUUACUCUCUCUCGCUCUAAAUCUUCCAACCGCAUUUCCUACACCGUGGCCCCUAAUCAGAUGGUCCACGACACUUUCCGUGGUCACCACCUUUCUUGGACACAUCAGGUCGACAACGUUCAGGACUCGGUUGAAGAGAAGCGUAGCUUCACCCUCAAACUUCCCAAACGCCACCGCCUUGAACUCCUCAACCCUUACCUCGAGCAGGUAACUGCUCGAGCGGAGGAGUUCGAGAGGGUUUCUCGUGAGAGGAGACUCUUCACGAACAACGGUCAUGGUUCGUAUGAAUCUGGCUGGUCCUCUGUCCCUUUUCGCCACCCUUCCACAUUCGAAACACUCGCCCUCGAGCCGGAGCUGAAGACACAACUCAUGGAUGACCUAACUGCAUUUUCGGAAGGAAAAGAGUUCUACCACAAGAUCGGACGUGCAUGGAAGCGUGGUUACUUGCUAUAUGGACCCCCAGGAUCAGGUAAAUCGAGCCUCAUUGCUGCCAUGGCGAAUUUUCUUUGCUACGACGUGUAUGAUCUCGAGCUCAGCAAAGUCUCAGACAACUCUGAACUCAGAGCUUUACUUAUACAAACAACAAAUCGGUCCAUCAUCGUCAUUGAGGACAUCGAUUGUUCCGUUAACUUAACGGGCGAUAGGCGGACAAAAAUGAGGAAUAACCAAUCAAUGCACAAGAAGAAUCGCCAUCAUGUCAUUGGCGAUAAUACAGAAGAUAACGGACGGGUUACAUUAUCGGGCCUGUUGAACUUCACCGAUGGGCUAUGGUCGUGUUGUGGAGAAGAGAAGGUGAUAGUUUUCACUACAAAUCAUAAGGACAAUGUAGACCCGGCGCUGCUUAGAUGUGGGCGCAUGGACAUGCACGUUAGCCUUGGCACGUGUGGGAUGCAUGCCUUCAAGGUCUUGGUGAAGAAUUACUUAGGGUUGGACUCGCACGUGCUGUUCGACGUGGUGGAGAGUUGCAUAAGGUCUGGUGGGACCCUCACGCCAGCUCAUAUUGGAGAGAUCUUGUUGAGGAAUAGGAGGGAUGCUGAUGUGGCAGUAAAAGCUGCGUUGACCGCCAUGCAAGCGAAGAUUUUGGGUGCUGAUGUGGAUGCAACGGAGGGCGGACACGAGUAUGAUGACAUGACAAGGACGCCGGAGAGAAUAGGUCGGAGCUUGAUGGAGUCGCCAGACAAUUGGCCGGCAGGUUCGCCGGAGAAAAAGAAGAAGAAGGACGGGUCAACUUGGGAUAAAAAUGUCAAAUUCUUAGUAAGGCUUAAAUCGUUGACCAAGUCUGACUCAGGAAGAAGGGGUGUAUAAUGUUUGAUUCUUCAAGUCCAAAAUGUAACUAAUGGAUGAUUAUCUAACUCAUUUUAAGUUAGGUUAAUCUGUUAAUCAGUGGCUAAAUUGUAAUGUUCAAGUAUUAUCCAGUACGUUCUACGCCUAUUUGAAAUGGAAGUUUUGGCUGGAUUUGCCUACCCUAUUUUUAUUUUGUUUAGAUAUGUGGUGUUCA